Molecule: messenger RNA, 4059 nt
Organism: Drechmeria coniospora
Lineage: Eukaryota; Fungi; Ascomycota; Sordariomycetes; Hypocreales; Ophiocordycipitaceae
Product: putative P-type amino-phospholipid-ATPase
Exons: 3
Coding region: 1-4059 (1352 amino acids)
Biological process (GO): post-Golgi vesicle-mediated transport; endocytic recycling; intracellular protein transport
Cellular component (GO): plasma membrane
Molecular function (GO): ATP binding; ATP hydrolysis activity; magnesium ion binding
Source: RefSeq, a predicted model, not a curated record
AUGGCUGGACGAUCAACCGGAGGCCCCCAUCGCGGUGGCGCCUCCGGGAACCUCGAGGACCUUUUGCUGGAUCUCGACAACGAUCAACCCGUGUACAACGACGGCCAGCGCUCCCCCCUCAACGAUGACGACUUGAUGCGAUCCUACGGCAUCGAUCACGAGCUGCACGGCAACCGUCGGCCGUCGGAAUCGUACGAUGACUUUGUCGGCGGCUCACGCCCCUCCGCCGCUGGCACCUUCCGCGGGACUCCGUUGACGCCCGCGGCAGAGGAGGGCGACCGACUCAGGACCAGCCGGUACAGCCAAUCGUCUACUCCGGGAGGCUAUCAGCGCUACGCCGACGACUCCGACGACUACCCGACCGACACCGAAUCAUUCUACCACCAAACCGGCCCCGCCGCCCGCGAACGUGCUCCCUCGGCGGCCCAUCAGGUCGCGCGGAAACGAAACAGCGUCCUCAACCUCGGCGGAGGCUUUUUCGGUCGCCUCAAGAACAAGCUGGGCAUGGGACAGGGCUACUCCGAGAUGGACCUGCCCCUCACCGAACCGGGACAAGAGAGAGGCGCGCCCGCUCGCGAGCGCUCGAAGGGCAAGAAGUUCGACAUGGGAAACUUCAAGUUUGGCUUCGGCCGGAGCAAGCCCGAUCCGUCGACGCUCGGCCCCCGCAUCAUCCAUCUCAACAAUCCGCCGGCGAACGCGGCGAACAAGUACGUCGACAACCACAUAUCGACAGCCAAAUACAACGUCGCCUCCUUCCUCCCCAAGUUCCUCCUCGAGCAGUUCUCCAAGGUGGCCAACAUCUUCUUCCUGUUCACCGCCGCCCUGCAGCAGAUCCCCGGCCUCUCGCCGACGAACCGAUACACGACCAUCGCCCCCCUGCUCAUCGUCCUCCUCAUCUCCGCCGGCAAGGAAUUGGUCGAGGACUACCGAAGGAGGCAGGCCGACAACGCGCUCAACACCUCGCAGGCCCGCGUCUUGCGUGGAUCGAGCUUCAACGAGACCAAGUGGAUCAACGUCGCCGUCGGCGACGUCGUGAGGGUCGAGUCGGAGGAGCCCUUCCCCGCCGACCUCGUCCUGCUCGCGAGCUCGGAGCCGGAAGGGCUCUGCUACAUCGAAACGGCGAACCUCGACGGCGAGACGAACCUGAAGAUCAAGCAGGCGUUGCCCGAGACCUCGUCGAUGGUCUCGUCGAGCGAGCUGAGCCGUCUCGGCGGCCGCAUCAAGUCGGAGCAGCCCAACAGCAGCCUCUACACGUACGAGGCCACCCUCACCAUGCAGUCGGGAGGGGGCGAGAAGGAGCUCCCGCUCAACCCGGAGCAGCUUCUGCUGCGAGGCGCGACGCUGCGGAACACGCCUUGGAUCCACGGCGUCGUCGUCUUCACCGGCCACGAGACCAAGCUCAUGCGGAACGCGACGGCGACGCCGAUCAAGCGAACCAAGGUCGAGAGGCAGCUCAACUGGCUCGUCCUGAUGCUCGUCGGCAUGCUCGUCACGCUCAGCGUCAUCUGCACCGUCGGCGACCUCGUCAUGCGCAGCGUCCAGUUCGACUCCCUCUCGUACCUGUACCUCGACCGCAUCAACAACGCCGGCAAGGUGGCGCAGACGUUUGCCAAGGACAUGGUCACCUACUGGGUUUUGUUCUCCUCCCUCGUGCCCAUCUCCCUCUUCGUCACCAUCGAGCUCGUCAAGUACUGGCACGGCAUCCUCAUCAACGACGACCUCGACAUGUACCACGACAAGACCGACACGCCGGCCACCUGCCGGACCUCGAGCUUGGUCGAGGAGCUCGGCAUGGUCGAGUACGUCUUCUCCGACAAGACGGGCACCCUCACCUGCAACCAGAUGGAGUUUAAGCAGUGCACGAUCGCGGGCAUCCAGUACGCCGACGACGUGUCCGAGGACCGGCGAGCGACGUCGGCCGACGACCUCGACGGCAUCCACGACUUCGAGAGGCUGAGGGCCAACCUGAGGGACGGGCACGAGUCGGCGCCGGCCAUCGACCACUUCCUCGCCCUCCUGGCCACGUGCCACACGGUGAUCCCGGAGAUGACGGAGAAGGGAUCGGUCAAGUACCAGGCCGCGUCCCCCGACGAAGGGGCCCUCGUCCAGGGCGCCGUCGAGCUCGGCUACAAGUUCACGGCGCGAAAGCCGAGGUCGGUCAUCAUCGAGGCCGGCGGCCGGGAGCUCGAGUACGAGCUGCUGGCGGUGUGCGAGUUCAACUCGACGCGCAAGCGGAUGUCGGCCAUCUACCGAUGCCCGGACGGCAAGCUGCGGUGCUACUGCAAGGGCGCCGACACCGUCAUCCUCGAGCGGCUGAGCGACCAGAACCCGCACGUCGAGGUGACGCUGCGGCACCUCGAGGAGUACGCGUCCGAGGGACUGCGCACGCUCUGCCUCGCCAUGCGGGAGAUCCCCGAGCCCGAGUACGCCGAGUGGAGCAGGAUAUUCGAAGCGGCCGGGACGACGGUGGGGGGGACGCGGGCCGACGAGCUCGACAAGGCGGCCGAGAUUAUCGAGCACGACUUCUUCCUCCUCGGCGCGACGGCCAUCGAGGACCGGCUCCAGGACGGCGUGCCGGAGACGAUCCACACGCUGCAGCAGGCCAACAUCAAGGUCUGGGUGCUGACGGGCGAUCGUCAAGAGACGGCCAUCAACAUCGGCAUGAGCUGCAAGCUGCUUAGCGAGGACAUGAUGCUCCUCAUCGUCAACGAGGAGUCGUCGGCGGCGACGCGGGACAACCUGCAGAAGAAGAUUGACGCCAUCAGGACGCAGGGCGACGGCACCAUCGAGAUGGAGACGCUGGCGCUCAUCAUCGACGGCAAGUCGCUGACGUACGCGCUCGAGAAGGAGCUCGAGAAGCUCUUCCUCGACCUCGCCAUCAUGUGCAAGGCCGUCAUCUGCUGCCGCGUCUCGCCGCUGCAGAAGGCGUUGGUGGUGAAGCUCGUCAAGAAGUACCAGAAGGAGUCGAUCCUGCUGGCCAUCGGCGACGGGGCCAACGACGUGUCGAUGAUCCAGGCCGCCCACAUCGGCGUCGGCAUCAGCGGCGAGGAGGGACUGCAGGCGGCGAGGAGCGCCGACGUGGCGAUUGCGCAGUUCCGCUUCCUCCGCAAGCUGCUGCUCGUCCACGGCGCCUGGAGCUACCACCGCGUGAGCAAGACGAUCCUGUUUUCCUUUUACAAGAACAUCACGCUGUACAUGACGCAGUUUUGGUACACGUUCCAGAACGUCUUCUCCGGACAGGUCAUUUACGAAUCGUGGACGCUGUCCUUUUACAACGUCUUCUACACGGUCCUGCCGCCGCUGGCGCUGGGCAUCCUCGACCAGUUCAUCUCGGCCCGGCUCCUCGAUAGGUACCCACAGCUGUACGUAAUGGGCCAGAGGAACGACGCGUUCAAGCUCAAGGUGUUUGGGCAGUGGAUCGCCAACGCCUUCUACCACUCGAUCAUCCUCUACAUAUUCUCGGAGCUCAUCUGGUACGGCGACCUGAUCCAGGGCGACGGCCUCAUCGCCGGCCACUGGGUCUGGGGCACGGCGCUCUACGGCGCGGUGCUCCUCACCAUCCUCGGCAAGGCGGCUCUCGUGACGACGAACUGGACCAAGUACCACGUCAUGGCCAUCCCCGGCAGCAUGGCCAUCUGGUACGUCUUCAUCGCGGCGUACGGAACGGUGGCGCCGAUGGUGCACUUUUCGAACGAGUAUCACGGCGUCGUGCCGCGGCUGUACGCGAGCCCCAUAUUCUGGCUGCAGACGGUGACCCUGGCGAUCCUGUGCCUCAUCCGCGACUUUGCGUGGAAGUACGCCAAGCGGAUGUACUGGCCACAGACGUACCAUCACAUCCAGGAGAUUCAAAAGUACAAUAUCCAGGACUACCGUCCCAGAAUGGAGCAGUUCCAGAAGGCGAUCCGCAAGGUGCGGCAGGUGCAGCGGAUGCGGAAGCAGCGUGGCUAUGCUUUCUCGCAGGCGGACGAGAGCCAAACGCGCGUGCUGCAGGCCUACGACACGACAAAACACAGGGGACGGUACGGAGAGAUGGAGAGCUCGCGACCGACGGACCGGUAG